Messenger RNA from Lepus europaeus (European hare), 702 nucleotides. RefSeq names its product small proline-rich protein 3-like. The transcript has a single exon. NCBI's taxonomy places the organism in Eukaryota, Metazoa, Chordata, Mammalia, Lagomorpha, Leporidae. Bases 1 to 702 code for a protein of 233 amino acids. The record is from RefSeq and is a predicted model, not a curated record.
AUGAGCUCCUACCAGCAGAAGCAACCCUUUACCCCACCCCCUCAGCCUCAACAGCACCAGGCGAAACAACCCUGCCAGCCUCCACCUCAAGAUACAUUUGUUCCCAUAACCAAGGACCCAUGCCACCCAAGUGUUCCAACUCCUGGAAACACCAAGAUUACAGACCAAGGCUACAUCAAGGUCCCUGAGCAAGGCUACACCAAGGUCCCCGACUCUGGCUGCACCAGUGUCUCUGGGUCAGGCUACUCCGUGGUCCCUCAGCCUGGCUACACCAAGGUCCCUGACUCUGGAUGCACCAGUGUCCCUGGGUCAGGCCACUCCGUGGUCCCUCAGCCUGGCUACACCAAGGUCCCUGACUCUGGCUGCACCAGUGUGCCUGGGUCAGGCCACUCCGUGGUCCCUCAGCCUGGCUACACCAAGGUCCCUGACUCUGGCUGCACCAGUGUCCCUGGGUCAGGCUACUCUGUGGUUCCUCAGCCUGGCUACACCAAGGUCCCUGACUCUGGCUGCACCAGUGUCCCUGGGUCAGGCCACUCCGUGGUCCCUCAGCCUGGCUACACCAAGGUCCCUGACUCUGGCUGCACCAGUGUCCCUGGGUCAGGCUACUCCUUGGUUCCUCAGCCUGGCCACCUGAAGGUUCAAGAGCCAUCUCCCUCCAUAGUCAUGCCAGGCCUGUCUCAGCAGAAGACCGCGCAGAAGUAG